CCAACGUGUAAUGAUGAUGAUGAUGAUGAUGAUGAUGAUGAUGAUGAUGAUGAUGAUGAUGAUGAUGAUGAUGAUGAUGAUGAUGAUGAUGAUGAUGAUGAUGAUGAUGAUGAUGAUGAUGAUGAUGAUGAUGAUGAUGAUGAUGAUGAUGAUGAUGAUGAUGAUGAUGAUGAUGAUGAUGAUGAUGAUGAUGAUGAUGAUGAUGAUGAUGAUGAUGAUGAUGAUGAUGAUGAUGAUGAUGAUGAUGAUGAUGAUGAUGAUGAUGAUGAUGAUGAUGAUGAUGAUGAUGAUGAUGAUGAUGAUGAUGAUGAUGAUGAUGAUGAUGAUGAUGAUGAUGAUGAUGAUGAUGAUGAUGAUGAUGAUGAUGAUGAUGAUGAUGAUGAUGAUGAUGAUGAUGAUGAUGAUGAUGAUGAUGAUGAUGAUGAUGAUGAUGAUGAUGAUGAUGAUGAUGAUGAUGAUGAUGAUGAUGAUGAUGAUGAUGAUGAUGAUGAUGACUCGAGCUGUAUUGGUGAUCCGCGAAUUUAUAAGUGUGAACAUUGUAGCAGAUCGUUUCCUUGGAAUGACAAUUUGCGGAGACACAUUAAAAAUGUUCAUUCGACACAUCGUCCGUACAAAUGUGAACAGUGCAGCAAAUAUUUUACACUGAGGUGUAAAUUGCGACGACAUUGCAAAUCUGUUCAUUCAAAAGUUGGACACUCAGCUUCGAUUGAUAACAGAGUUGCACAAGUGGAAUUGAAACAGGAGACAUGUACAGGUCUCCUCAUGAUGUCGCGGUAGUCUGCGAUAAAUGAGGUGUUUUUGGAACGCUGUUCAUCAGUACUUAAGUCUCCCAAUGUGUAUGGACACAUGCUGCAACCAGACGUUGACCGACGUUUGGCUGUUUACAGGCGGACAGAGAGUACUUGAGUCGAGGAGUGUAGCUGCAGUUAGCUUGGAAAUUACCCUCUUUGUACUUGACUUCCAAUGCAAAUAUUGUUAAUAGUUUUAAUACAUGAUUACUUUUGUAACUAA
This is a messenger RNA of Dicrocoelium dendriticum, 1011 nucleotides long. The record is from the annotation of a GenBank genome assembly. Lineage: Eukaryota; Metazoa; Platyhelminthes; Trematoda; Plagiorchiida; Dicrocoeliidae.